AUGUCGCAUUCUCCUCAGGAGCUCAAGGGGAUCGCCAUUGCAGGGCGAGUCUCUUCAGUUCUCUCGAUUCUAGGUUCAUUCACAAUAGUCGGCGCCUUUGCUCUUUCGCGGCACUUUCGGAGUCCCAUUCACCGUAUAAUAUUUUUCAAUUCCUUCUAUAACCUGUUCGACUCUGUCGCUACGAUGAUAUCUACUAGUGGACCUGCAGCUGGAAAUACUUCAUCGCUAUGUCAAUUCCAAGGCUUUGCUCUUCAAAUGUUUCCAGUAGCUGACGUGCUCUGGACAUUCGCAAUGGCCUUGGAUACAUACUUGGUUGUCUUCUAUCAUUUUGAUACCCAAUCUUUGCGCAAGCUCGAAAUCAAAUACAUUGGUAUUAUUACCAUUCUCUCGUUUAUCCCUGCCUUUGUCUUCCUCUUCAUCCGUGACCAUAAAGGUCCUAUAUAUGGUGACGAGACUAUCUGGUGCUCAGUAUCUCGCAAUUGGAUGCUCCUGCGCAUAAUCUUCUAUUAUGCACCCGUAUGGCUGAUAAUAGUCAUCGUCCUAAUACUAUAUUGUCUCAUCGGAAUCGAGAUAACCAGAGUCCGCGACGAGUUCAAAUUGAGCACUGACGAUCAUAUCGCCCUGACCUCUGGUAAUUCAACCACCAGUGUCACAACAACUGAGGAAGCGAAUUCCCAGAGAAAACAUACUUUCACCCCUGAAUCUAGUACAACAACCGAUGACACGGAACAAAAUAUGUCCCAACAUCCACCUCCAUCCAGAAAAUCAACGACAACUUAUCAAACUCCGAAACAGAGACGUGUGUCGCUGAGACAAUACGUGAUCAUGCCAUCGCUGUUCUUCCUUGCUAUGUUAGCAACAUGGAUUGCACCUACUAUCAACCGUAUAUCGGAAUUCAUUCAUCAUAAGCAUGGGACCUAUUCACUGCUGCUCUCUGUGAGUACGUUGGGGUCCCUGCGUGGGUUUUGGAAUGGUGUUAUUUUCAUAACUAUCGGUAUGAAAGGGUGGAAGAGACGAGUUUCGGAGAGGAGAAUGGCUCUUAGACAG
This is a messenger RNA of Penicillium hordei, 1047 nucleotides long. It is a transcript of the gene gprI, whose product is annotated as putative cAMP receptor (Car4). The annotation marks the transcript as partial. NCBI's taxonomy places the organism in Eukaryota, Fungi, Ascomycota, Eurotiomycetes, Eurotiales, Aspergillaceae. Gene Ontology annotation, cellular component: plasma membrane. The transcript is spliced from 4 exons. Gene Ontology annotation, molecular function: G protein-coupled receptor activity. Gene Ontology annotation, biological process: cell surface receptor signaling pathway; adenylate cyclase-activating G protein-coupled receptor signaling pathway. The record is from RefSeq and is a predicted model, not a curated record.